AUGUCCUCGCCUGUCUCCUGUACUGGGCUCGAAGAGGCACUUGACGAACAUGUGUCAUCGUAUGAUCUUGAGGACGACGUUACCGGAGAGGCAGAGGCCCAUGGCCCACUUCCGUGGAGUGUCAUUAAGCUUGUCCCUCUUGAAGAGGCUGAAGAUGAAUCUGAACAAUCUGUCGCGAACGGUGGUGCCUCUCCUUUCAAUGGUGGUAUUACCACUGCGAGCUACGGCGCCACUGCCACGAAUGGCAGUGUCGCUGGUGGGAACGGUGAUAGGCCAGGGAAUAGUCCUGGUUGGAGUGCAGUGCUUGACGCUGCCUCUCGUGGUGUCUCGGAUGGCACAGACAAGGAAUAUCGUCGCCUCAUGCAUAUGUUUUCCCACUGGGUCCACCAGCUCAAACUGGUUAGCGACAACUACGACGUGUUCGGAAAUACUAUUUCUGAGAAGACGCCUGAAUGGAUCUCGAUGUGGAUUCUUUCAGCGUAA
Sparassis crispa is the source of this 483-nucleotide messenger RNA. RefSeq lists its product as hypothetical. Bases 1 to 483 code for a protein of 160 amino acids. Lineage: Eukaryota; Fungi; Basidiomycota; Agaricomycetes; Polyporales; Sparassidaceae. The transcript has 2 exons. The record is from RefSeq and is a predicted model, not a curated record.